This is a messenger RNA of Scophthalmus maximus (turbot), 1611 nucleotides long. Its product is annotated as F-actin-capping protein subunit alpha-1. Gene Ontology annotation, molecular function: actin filament binding. The transcript is spliced from 10 exons. The coding region runs from base 110 to 967 and encodes 285 amino acids. Gene Ontology annotation, cellular component: actin cortical patch; F-actin capping protein complex. The record is from RefSeq and is a predicted model, not a curated record. NCBI's taxonomy places the organism in Eukaryota, Metazoa, Chordata, Actinopteri, Pleuronectiformes, Scophthalmidae. Gene Ontology annotation, biological process: actin cytoskeleton organization; barbed-end actin filament capping.
CCCGGCCGGUGCACAUCGCUCCUCCCACUCUGGGGGCUUUUCUCUCUGGGAGGAGUCGCUCGCACAAACCUGGCAACCGCGGCUUUGUUAACACUUCACUGGAACCAAGAUGGCAGACUUCGACGACCCCAGCGAUGAAGAGAAGGUCCGUAUUGCGGCAAAUUUUGUGAUGCACGCUCCUCCAGGAGAGUUCAAUGAAGUCUUCAACGAUGUGCGAGUACUGCUCAACAAUGAUAAUCUUCUCCGAGAGGGCGCGGCUCAUGCCUUUGCCCAGUACAACAUGGAUCAGUUCACCCAUGCCAAAGUUGAUGGAUAUGAAGAUCAGGUCUUGAUAACAGAGCACGGAGACCUGGGUAAUGGCCGCUUCUUUGACCCUCACAAUAAGAUCUCCUUCAAGUUCGACCACCUGAGGAAAGAGGCCAGCGACCCCCAGCCCCAUGAGGGUGAGGCAGCCCUGAGGCAGUGGAGAGACGCCUGUGAUUCUGCCUUGAGGGCCUACGUCAAGGAGCACUACCCUGGUGGAGUCUGCACGGUUUACGGGAAAACAAUCGACGGCCAGCAGACCAUUAUUGCUUGUAUCGAGGGUCAUCAGUUUGAGCCUAAAAACUUCUGGAAUGGUCGCUGCCGGUCUGAAUGGAAGUUCAGCAUCUCGCAAUCUACCGCGCAGGUGUCCGGAGUCUUGAAGAUACAGGUACAUUAUUAUGAGGACGGAAAUGUGCAGCUCGUCAGCCAUAAAGAUGUACAGCAAGCACUGACUGUGUCCAAUGAGAGCCAGACUGCAAAGGAGUUGGUGAAAAUUAUUGAGGAUGCAGAGAAUGAAUACCAGACGGCCAUCAGUGAGAACUAUCAGACCAUGUCAGACACCACCUUCAAAGCCUUACGCAGACAGCUGCCGGUCACCCGCACCAAGAUCGACUGGAACAAGAUCCUCAGCUACAAGAUCGGCAAAGAGAUGCAGAAUGCUUAAGAAGACAGCGGAAGCUGGUUCGGUAGAGAGAGAGGCCGGCGCUUGUGCAAAGAGUGUGACCCAACAGAACGUCCCUCUUAAAAUAGACGUCACAGCUUCUGUUGAGCACUAAGUAGGGAUGGAUGCCUUUCGUUUAAAAGUUACACUGAGUGACGUAACCGUGGCCCAUUUGUAAACAUACUGUAUAUUAUUAUUUUUCAACAAACAAAUGCCUUUGGUGUCACUGUGUAAGUUUGGGUCGAUUCCUACCUCUCAAACUCUCUCUCACACACACAUACACACACAGUUCGUCAUCCCUCAGUGAUUCAAUUUGACGCACAUCCUCCCAAAGCCCCCUUGAGUUUUCGUGUAGCAACUAACUUACUUUCUAUCAAACAUAACUGAUAUUCUUUAAAAGCUUCCAGAACCUCUAUAGUCCUUAUUUUAUUAACAAGAGGGCAAAUGUUAUAUGCAAUGUGACAUGUUAUCUGACUGGAGAGAGACUUGAAAGCAUUAAUGCAUUCCUCUUCCCUGUUCAUUAAUCCCCCCAGACUGAUAAAGUAUUGGUGUUCUCCUGCCUGUUGUUUGCCUUUAGCUUUUGCUAUAUUUUUUUAUACAAACUGUAAGUACAUUUAUUAUUCUUGAAAUAAAAAUGUUGCGCCAAA